AUGUCAUGCAACAAUAACUGUGCUGAAUUACGUAAUUUAUGGCUUGUUCGAAAGCCAAAAAUUUUUCACAAAAACGGGUCUGGUGCGAUUGUUCUUCCAAACUUGCAUGAAGGCGGCAAUAGAUGGGUGGCUUAG
Messenger RNA from Dentiscutata heterogama, 135 nucleotides. Lineage: Eukaryota; Fungi; Glomeromycota; Glomeromycetes; Diversisporales; Gigasporaceae. The record is from the annotation of a GenBank genome assembly.